UACACAAAUCCAACCGCAGUGUUUGAUUUAUUUUUUAAAGAAACAUUUUUAUUCAGUGUACUGCUUUCUACACAUAAUACAUUUUCAUCGCGUUCUUCUCUUCUGUCAUGUUUCUGGAUUUGCAGUUGGAAACAUUGCUUUGAAGCAAAAGUAUAUUGCAACAACCGGUAUCUGCAGUCCGUUCAGUCCGGACAAGACUUGCUGCCUGGAUGAGGUGCAACUUUCUUAAAACAAAAACAAAAACCAAAAAAAAACCAGUGUUUAAAAAGUGUCUCUUUUUUUUAACUCCCUGGGCAAAAGUUUUGGAUUGGUCAUUUCUGCCGCGUUGAGUUCUGCAGGCGUUUCUAUACACAUUGAUUGUAGUUUCUUAUUCUACUGGAUUUCCUGACGUGGUGCAACGUAAUGGUGUCAAGUGAACUGUAGAUAUUUGGUGAAAACCUGCCCUGGGUCGCUUUUGUCAUCAGAUUCUCAACAGCUGGAGUCUCAGACCUUGAUGGAUGUGAAUUUCUAGGACUGGCCAUGAACUAAACUAGGCAUGCAUUGCAUUUAAUAAUACUGAGUAUUUCAUAUAAACACAUACCGUACGGCGGAUGCUGCCUGGCUACAUUUGCGAACGGUUCAAUUAACUUACAAGUCGUUCAAAGAAACACCAGAGCCCAUCUCACUUGUGCAUUACAAUUAUAUACACAUGGGUUUCAACGUUUUCACACAGUAAGACCUGAAUAAUGUUUUCUGGAACUUGCUGUGUGCCUUGAAAAGGGACUUACUUUCUAUGUAUAUAUAAAUUGCGCAUUUUCUGCGUGACCAUGGAGCCGAACUUCUGGAUCUUUGUUGCUGUUAUGAUUGGGCUGCUAACUCUACCUCUUGGUACUCAAGGUGCAUGUCUCUAUCAAGGCUCACUGUUUGCGAAUAAUACAGUAUGGAGUCCUGAUUCUUGCCAAGACUGCAGCUGUUUUAGUGAUAUUGUGAUCUGCAAGACAACUCACUGCCACAAUCCCCAGUGCGACUUCCAAAAGGGAGAACUGUUCAGAAUACCACCAAAUAAAUGUUGCCCCGAGUGUGUCCCUCGAACCCAAGGCUUUUGUCAGCAUGAGGGACAAAUCUAUGGGCAUGAGAGUGAGUGGAUGAGCUCUCAGUGCACUGUAUGUUCCUGCACUAAUGGGAAAGUUGAAUGUGGUCCCAGGCGCUGCCCUCCCCUUUCUUGUGGGAGAGAAGAAAUGCAGUAUACGCCAUUUGGAAAGUGCUGUCCUGUAUGUGUGAGGACUGGAGAGACAUGCUCAUUCGAAGGACAGGAGUAUCAGGAUGGGGAGGAGUGGAAACCCACACCAUGUUCAAAGUGUAUCUGUAACAAUGGAGCCUCUGAAUGUUAUGCUGCUGAGUGCCACCCUGUAGUGUGCAAGAAGGAUGAGAAUUUGAUUAUCUAUCCUGGAAAGUGUUGCCCACAGUGUGUGACAAACUCCUGCCUGGUAUCUAAGAAAGAGUACAAGCAUGGGGAACAGUGGAAGAAGAAUGCUUGUACCACCUGUAUCUGUGAUGGGGGAGAGGCCCGUUGCCAUACCCAGACCUGCCCAGCAAACACCUGUGAGAAGGGCCAGAACAAAGUGAAGAGAGCUGGCCAGUGCUGUGAAGAGUGUGUAUCGUCCAAAGGGAACUGCCUGUACGAGGGCUCCAUCCGUUACCAUGGCGAGAUGUGGAAUGGCACCGGCUGUGAGUUCUGCAUGUGUGAACGCGGCCAGGUCAUGUGCCAGAAAGCAGAGUGCGCCAAAGUGGAGUGCAUAUGGGGUGAAGAGUUGAUGUAUUUACCAGGAAAGUGUUGUCCGGAAUGCCUGUCCAUGAGCAGUUUCUGUGUUUACAAGGAACAGUCCAAAGAGGGACCACAGUCUGACCUCAGAGGUGAAAAGCAUCUUGCUAAUUUAGAGAGGUGGCGAGAGGGCCUGUGUCGAGAGUGUGAGUGCAGGGAUUCACAGGCGCUGUGCUUCCAGCGCUCCUGCCCCUCCUGCCCUGUGGGCACCUUAGCUGUGGCAGUGGAGGGCGAGUGCUGCCCACAGUGCAGACCAGUCCAGUGCCACUCAGACUGCUUAACCUGCUCCCAAUCCCCUGAUCACUGUGAAAGCUGCCGUGACAGUCGAUUGCUUCUGCAGAACGGCCGCUGUGUGCAAGCUUGUGAACCUGGAUUCCACGAGAAUGGCAGAGUGUGUAAAGCCUGUAAGGAGACUUGUGCUGCUUGUAAGAAUGAAUUUGAAUGCACUUUGUGCGGGAAGGGCCGGCUGAUGAAAUAUGGAAAGUGUGUGACAGCCUGUGGAGACGGAUUCUACCAGAAUCAGCGGCACUGUGCAGCUUGCCAUGAGUCAUGUUCUUCGUGCAGAGGUCCUGCUGAAAGAGACUGCCUCUCCUGUGAAGAUCCAUCACACAUGCUCAAGGCUGGGACCUGCGUGGCGAGCUGCGGCCAGGGGUUUUACGUCAACAGUGGAAACUGCUAUGCAUGUGACCAGUCUUGCCAGACGUGUAACCCAGACACCCCGAAGUGUCUGAGCUGCCCUUCUGGAAGAGUGCUGCAUCAUGGGAAGUGUGUCUCCCAUUGCCCUGAUGGCUUCUACAGAGACACUGCUGGCAGGUGCAGAGCCUGCCACAGCUCCUGUGCUGCUUGUGCAGGUCCCUCAGCCACUCAGUGCAGUCUCUGCCCCGGCUCUCUGGUGCUCCACCAAGGCCAGUGCAUACCCAGCUGCGGGGAGGGAUUCUACCCUCAGCAUGGGGUCUGUAAAGCCUGCCACCUGACCUGCCGCUCCUGUGUGGGUCCGAAGCACUCUGACUGCACCCAGUGCCUGAAACCAGAAGAGGUGCUACACUCCCAUCGGAAAGAAAAUGGAAUCCCUCACGGAGUGUGUGUUUCCGAGUGUAAGCCCCAGCUGUACCUCGACACUGACAACAUAUGCAAAGAAUGUCAUGCCACAUGCUUGACGUGUGCAGGGAAAAGUGCUCAGAACUGCACAGCCUGUGCACCCCCAGUGGUCCUCUAUGAAGGAACGUGUUUACAGCAGUGCCCAAAUGGACGGUAUAGUCAGGACAACGCUUGCAACACCUGUCAUCCAUCCUGUAAGGAGUGCAGCGGCCCCUCUGAUGCUGACUGUACAUCAUGUCACCCUCACGCCACGCUGCUCAAUGGCCACUGCAGAACCAGCUGUCCAGAGGGACAGUACUUGAAUGCGGUUGGAUACUGUGUUGAUUGCCACUCCCAGUGCCAGCGUUGUGUGGCUGACUUGCAGAACAAUGGCAAUGUCUGUCUGUGGUGUAAGGAUCCCAGAGGUCUCUUGCUGGGUGAGCAGUGCGUCCCAGAAUGCCCCUCAGGAUACUACACAGAUAGAGGGGCUUGUAAAAGGUGUCAUCCCUCUUGUAAAACGUGCAUUGGAGGAGGAUAUCUUGCUUGUACCUCUUGUGAGGCUGGCUUGCUCUUGUCUCAUAGUGGCUUGUGCAGUUCUCAUUGUUACACUGGAUACUACAGUGAUGAGAAUCGGGUCUGUCAGGCGUGUAACAGGAAGUGCUUGACCUGUGAGUCUGCAGGGUCCUGCACAUCUUGUAGAGACCCUCAGAAGGUCCUGCUCUUCAGGGAGUGUCAGUAUGAGAGCUGUGCUCAGCAGUACUACCUGGACUUCACCUCUAGGACCUGCAAAGAGUGUGACUGGAGCUGUAAUGCCUGUAAGGGCCCCCUUAGCACAGACUGCCUGCAGUGCAUGGAUGGAUAUAUCCUACAAGAUGGCGCUUGUAUGGAGCAGUGCUCAGUGGGUUUUUAUCAGGAGGGAGACAGAUGCCAGAGAUGUGAUGAAAAUUGCCAGGUGUGUGAUGGACUUAAUCAGUGUCGGGUGUGUGAACAACCUUACGCUGUGCUGAGGGGACAGUGUGUGCGGGAGUGUGGGAAACAGCAUUUCAUGGAUCCGUCGCUACAGAAAUGCACCCCCUGUUCUUCUGGCUGCCUGGAGUGUGAGAGUGCACAGCAGUGUAAGAGCUGCAACAAGAACUCUUUCCUGAGGAAUGGCCGUUGUACUUCUGACUGUGGCCACGGUUUCUAUGGCAACACGAAAACCAGAAUGUGUGAAGCAAACACCCAAGCACCCGUUCUGCAUGUGAAUGGAUCUUUGAUUGUGAAGAUUGGUGGAACAAAGCCAUUGGACUUUUCUUUCAUGAGUGCCCAUGAUCCCGACUCCAGUGCUGAGAAUCUCAUGUUCUACCUUGUUCAGCUCCCAGACAAUGGGAGGCUGGUGAAGAUGGUGAAAGGGAAGGAAGUGCGUUUGAACAGGGAUGACACGUUUACUUUCAAAGACCUCAGGGAGCAGGCUGUGCGAUUUAUCCAUGCCAAGGACAAAUCUAAGAGUGGUCAGUUCAUCCUGAAAGUCAGCGAUCAGCAGCUAUUCUCCCAGCCGAAACCAAUUAAUGUCCAGGCAGUGUCUCUGCAGAAUGAUAAAGGCCCUCAUUUGCUGUCCAACUCAUUAGCCUUGGUACCUGAGGGUGGAAUGCUCCAAAUCACAAGCAAAUACUUAAAGGCAGAAGAACGGGGCUCCAGUGACUCUGAGAUUAUCUACACAAUCACUUCCUCCGAAGAAAACCUCAAAUUUGGUGACGUUAUCUUGCUGGUGCCGAUGCCAGCCGACAGCCCAGCAGACGGUUGGCAGCGUUUGCCUGACGGGAGAGCAGCCGCUGCCACCACCUCAUUCACCCAACAGGACGUCAACGAUGGCAUUGUGUGGUACAGGCAUUCCGGCUCAGGGGCUCCGAGUGACACCUUCCAGUUCCAGGUAUCGACCGGGGGAAAGCCACAGCAAGCACUGAGCGAAAGCCACACGUUCAGGAUUGGGGUGAUGCCCCAGACACCAGGAUUUCCCCAGCUGUCUCCAGGAACAACCCUACAAAUAACAGCUCUUGAAGAUCGUGUCACAGUGAUUGAACCUGCUGCACUCUCCUUUGUGGACACAGAAACUCCAAGCGAAAAACUUGUCUAUAAUGUCACCAAACCACUGGCGCAGGGGCAAGGUGCUAUUGAACACCAGGAUAGGCCCUACAUCUCAGUUCAGUUUUUCACUCAGGCAGAAAUUAAUCAGGGCCAGAUCCUGUACAGGCCCCCCAUGGCCCCCUCCCACCUCCGAGAGCUCUACCUCUAUUCAUUCACAGGUCUACCUGAGUCAGUGAAUGUCUAUUUGACAGUAUCUGAUGGAGAACACACCACUCCAGAAAUGGAGUUUACUAUUCACUUGCUCGCCAACCAUCAGCAGCCGCCUGUCUUCCAAAUCUCUGAUCCUUCCAUUGAGGUUAGCCAGGGUGGCAGAGUACCUGUAGGUCAACAGCUGGCAGUCAGUGAUGCAGAUACAGCCCCAGAGGACCUGAUCUUUGAGCUAAUGGAGGCACCUCGGCACGGCAGCUUGAUGAAGUCUGACUAUGGCUUCCAGACUCAAAUGAGAAGUGGAGACACCUUUACGUUUGAUGAUAUCGCCCAGAACACCCUUCAGUAUUUACACGAUGGGGAAACCACAGAAGAGGACAGCAUGGAGUUCUCUGUGACUGAUGGGGUCACUACAGCAACAACGCAAGUGAGGGUGUUGGUGUCAGUGACUGGGAAUGGUGGACCAAAACUGGCUUCUGGCUCUUUGCUUUCGAUAGAAGUAUCUGAGAAGAGCACCACUGUCAUUGGAAGAUCUCACAUUGCAUAUGUUGAUAACAACUCUCCAGAUGACAAGAUAAGGAUUCAAUUGAUUUCUUUACCCAUGUACGGGAUGCUCACAAUGACAGAAUCUAGCCAGAUAAAUGAAGAACUUUCUGAGUUUUCAUCGUUUACCAUGGAGGACAUUAAUCGCCAAAGAAUAAGCUACACCACUUCUUUUGAGACUGGUAGUCAGCCUGUCACUGAUAUCUUUCACUUUGUUGUCUACGACGCUGACAACAAUCACCUUGACAACCAAAUGUGCACCAUCACUAUAAAGUCCGUCCAGCAGCAGCCUCCAGUUGCCACAGUCAGCAGUGGAAUCACGGUGGAAGAGGGUGGCAGAGUACUGCUGUCAUCAAGGAAUAUUCUAGCAACGGAUCCAGACACUUCGAAGAAGGACUUGUUGAUACGGCUAAUCACACCACCUCAAUACGGCUACAUUGAAAACUCAAACAGAGAUGGAAAAUCUGGAGGAGCAGUGACUGUCACGCCUGACGUUGUCUUCUCCCUUGAGGAUAUCAUUUCGAACAACAUUUACUAUGUGCAGAGUGUCCAUCAAACCGUUGAGCAUCUUCAGGACAGCUUUAGCUUCUACAUUACUGAUGGCUCCAGUCAGACAGAGGCUUUCACUAUUGACAUUGACAUCCGGAGUAAGAACGAUGAGCCGCCAAAGAUGUCUGUGAGCAGUGUGCAGGUGGAGGAAGCUUCUGGCGUGGUGAUCAGGAACACUUCACUGACACUGCUGGAUCUUGAUACUCCAGACAAUGAACUGGUUUUCACUGUCACCAAGAAGCCAGACUAUGGUAAGCUGCGGUGGAGGCAGUUCUACUCGGAGCCCCUGGAGAAUGGACGUGUUCUGUCCCAGGGCUCGUCUUUCACGUACCAGGAUGUUCUGGAUGAGCUGAUUGUCUACACCCCUGACAGUCUGAGCGUCCAUAACGAUGAGUUCCGCUUCUCCGUCACUGACGGCCUCUACACUGAGAACGGGAGGAUGGAGUUCACAAUGAACGUACAGAAGAGUGAAACUCCAAGGCUCGCUGUUAACAGAGGCCUUCAGCUUGCAGCAGGCUCUGUAGCUAAGAUCACAGAUCAGCAUUUGAAAGCCACAGACAUUGACUCGGAUGAGCUGAAAGUGAAGUACACAAUAACCAAGGACCCCACAGUUGGCAGACUGCAGCUAUCCAAGAAUGGAAACCUUGUCCAGAUCUCAAUCAAAGGACCUGUUAAGAGCUUCACGCAGGCUGACAUCAAUAAAGGUUUUGUGGAGUACAGGCAUGAAAAAGGAGAGUCAGGAGGAAGUUUUGCUUUUGAGUUUGACCUUGCUGACUUGGAAGGAAACAAACUGAUUGAUCAGUCAUUCUAUAUUAGCAUUCUGGAGGACAGACUUCCCCCCUCUGUCAUAGUUAACAAAGGGCUGGUGCUGGAUGAGAACUCGGUGAAGAAAAUCACAACCCUGCAGCUGUCAGCCACAGACCAGGACAGUGAGCCGGGAGACCUGGUGUACAGCAUCACCAAGCAGACACAGCUGGGGCGCCUGGAGCAUGCGGCUUCACCAGGGUCAAGGAUAAGCACAUUCACUCAAGCUGACCUGGCCUCACGCAGUAUCCAGUAUGUUCAUACCAGCGAAGAGGAGAAGCACUCUGAUGAUUUCACCUUCGUCGUGUCCGACGGGGCAAAUGAGGUUGCACAAACCUUUUACAUCACUAUUCGCCCUGUGGAUGACUCCUUGCCAUUGGUCCAGAAUCCAGGAAUGCGUGUGCAGGAGGGUGUGAGAAAGACCAUCACUGAGUUUGAACUCAAGGCUACUGAUGCUGACACCGAGGCUGAAUCUGUUACCUUCACCAUUGUGCAAGUUCCUCGUCACGGUACAAUCGAACGCACCAACAAUGGCCAGCACUACCGCCAAACGAACUCUUUCACCAUGGACGACAUCUAUCAGAACCGCGUCAGCUACAACCACGACGGCAGCAAUUCCCUCAAGGAUCGGUUUACCUUCACGGUGUCUGACGGGACCAAUCAGUUCUUCAUGGUGGAAGAGGGGCAGAAGGAGAUUGUGACAGCUGCUCCUCAGAGGUUUAAAAUAGACAUCCUUCCCGUUGAUGAUGGUACUCCGAGAAUCGUCACCAACCUCGGAUUGCAGUGGCUGGAGUAUAUGGAGGGAAAGGCCACCAAUCUGAUCACUAAGAAAGAGCUGCUCACAAUGGACCCUGACACAGAGGACAAACAGCUGGUUUAUGAGAUCACUGCCACACCAAAGCAUGGGUACCUGGAGACCAAACUCAAACCUGGAGGUCCCAUUACAACAUUCACACAGGCGGACAUUAACCUGGGUUUGAUUCGCUAUGUCUUAAACGAGGAGAGAAUUCAGGAGACUAUGGACACUUUCAAGUUUCUGGUCAAGGAUAGUAAACCAAAUGUUGUCAGCGACAAUGUGUUCCACAUUCAGUGGUCUCUGAUCAGCUUUCAAUACACCAGCUUCAACGUCAGUGAGAAAGCAGGCACUGUCAGUGUAGCAGUGAAGAGGAGCGGCAAUCUGAACCAGUAUGCCAUCGUCCUGUGUCGCACUGAGCAGGGCACUGCCACCUCCACCUCCAGCAUUGGCUCAAAGCCAGGGCAGCAAGACUAUGUGGAAUACGCUGGGCAGGUCCAGUUUGACGAGAGAGAGGACACCAAGGCCUGCACCAUUGUAAUCAAUGAUGACCAGGUCUUUGAAAACAUUGAGAGUUUCAAUGUGGAGCUCAGUAUGCCAGCCUAUGCCCUGCUGGGGAAGAUCACCAGAGCCAAAGUGAACAUCAACGACACCGAGGAUGAGCCCACUCUGCAGUUCGACAAGAAGACUUACCACGUUAAUGAAAGCGCUGGAUUCAUCUUUGCACCCAUUGAGCGAAAAGGUGAUACCAGCAGCACUGUAUCUGCUCUGUGCUACACUGUUUCCAAAUCGGCCCAAGGCAGCAGCCUGCAUGCUCUGGAGUCUGGGUCGGAUUUCAAGUCCAGGGGAAUGAGCAGUGAGAACCGUGUGGUCUUCGGGCCGGGGGUGAGCAUGUCCACCUGUGAUGUGAAGCUGAUAGACGACAGCGAGUACGAAGGGGCAGAGGAGUUUGAGCUCGUCCUCGCGGACGCCUCGGACAAUGCGCGGUUGGGUGGCGUGGCCAAUGCCAAGGUGAUGAUUGAUGGUCCCAACGAUGCCUCCACAGUGUUCCUGGGGAAUGCUUCUUUUACAUUCAGUGAGGAUGCAGGCACCAUUGAAAUUCCUGUUUUAAGACAUGGCAGCGACCUUUCAACUGUGACCUCAGUUUGGUGCGCCACCCGACCAUCCGAUCCCGCGUCCGCCACCCCGGGAGUGGACUACAUCCCCAGCUCCAAGAAGGUGGAGUUCAGGCCUGGGAAAACUGAAGAGGUCUGUAGUCUGACUAUACUGGAUGACACUCAGAAUCCCACCAUUGAAGGCACAGAGUCUUUUGUGGUGUUCCUCAGCUCAGCGCAGGGGGCUGAACUCACCAAACCUUUCCAGGCUACUGUCGUCAUCACAGACACAUUCCAGGAUGUUCCCAGCAUGCAGUUUGGUAAAGAUGUGUAUUCAGUGAAGGAGAAUGAAGGAGUCUUGAGCAUUCCUGUUAUCCGCACUGGAGACCUGACAUUCGAGUCUUCUGUGAGGUGUUACACCAGGAUGCAGUCUGCUAUGGUGAUGGAUGACUUUGAGGAGAGGAGGAACUCAGAUGAUUCUCGAAUUACUUUCCUCAAAGGAGAAAAGGUGAAGAACUGCACUGUUCUUAUAAAUGACGACUCUGUGUUUGAACCAGAGGAGCAGUUCCAGGUUUACCUCAGCAACCCCCUUGGAAACCACUGGAGUGGAGCCAGAGUCGGCAAAAAUGAAGUGGCCACCAUCACCAUCACCAAUGAUGAGGACGCACCAACCAUUGAAUUUGAGGAGCCGACGUACCAGGUGCGAGAGCCGCCGGGUCCAGACGGCAUUGCAAUUCUGAACAUCAAAGUGAUCAGGAAGGGAGACCAGAACCGGACUUCGAAGGUUCGCUGCAGCACCAGAGACGGGUCAGCCCAGUCUGGAGUCGACUACAAUCCCAAGAGCAGGGUGCUCAAAUUCAGCCCUGGCAUUGACCACAUCCUCUUUAAUGUGGAAAUUCUGUCCAAUGAGGACAGGGAGUGGCACGAGUCGUUCUCAUUGGUCCUGGGCCCUGAUGACCCAGUGGAAGCAGUGCUGGGAGAAAUCACCACGGCAACAGUGACUAUUCUGGACCAGGAGGCAGCAGGGAGUCUUAUACUGCCAGCUCUGCCAAUUGUGGUUUCCUUGUCCGACUAUGAUCAUGUUCAAGAGGUGACCAAGGAGGGCAGUAAGAAGACUCCAUCCCCCGGCUACCCGCUGGUCUGUGUGACCCCUUGUGACCCACACUACCCCAAGUACUCUGUAAUGAAGGAGCGCUGCGACGAAGCUGGAAUUAACCAGUCAUUGAUCCGCUUUAGCUGGGAAGUGGCUGCUCCCACUGACAUCAAUGGAGCUAGAUCACCUUUUGAGACUGUGACUGACAAUACCCCAUACACCAGCAUCAACCACAUGGUCCUGGACAGUGUUUACUUCAGCCGUCGUUUCCAUGUGCGUUGCGUGGCCAAGGCUGUUGACAAUACAGGCCAUGUGGGCACUCCUUUGAGAAGCAGCAUUGUCACUAUUGGAACAGAGGGCUCAAUCUGCCACACUCCAGUAGUGGCAGGCACAGCACGGGGCUACCAGGCACAGUCCUUCAUAGCAACACUCAAAUACCUGGACGUCAAACACAAAGAGCAUCCAAACAGGAUCCAUAUUUCAGUGCAGAUCCCUCACCAGGAUGGCAUGCUGCCUCUGAUCUCCACCAUGCCACUGCAUAACCUCAACUUCCUGCUGUCCGAGUCCAUCUACAGACAGCAGCACAUCUGUUCCAACCUGGUCACCCUUAGAGACCUGGAGGGCAUCUCUGAGACUGGUUUUCUUGAUGACGUUUUCUACGACAGUAUUUCCCUGGGCCCUGGUUUCGACCGGCCCUAUCAGUUUAAUCCCAGUGUGCGGGAACCCAAGACCAUCCAGCUGUACAAACACCUCAACCUCAAGAGCUGCAUCUGGACGUUUGAUGCCUACUAUGACAUGACAGAACUGAUCGAUGUCUGUGGAGGAUCUGUAACGGCUGACUUCCAGGUGAGAGACUCUGCCCAGUCCUUCCUGACAGUACAGGUUCCACUGUAUGUGUCAUAUAUUUAUGUGACGGCACCAAGAGGCUGGGCGUCCCUUGAACAUCACACAGAGAUGGAGUUUUCAUUCUUCUACGAUACAGUCCUCUGGAGAACAGGUAUACAGACUGACAGUGUGCUGUCAGCAAGACUUCAGAUAAUCAGAAUCUACAUCAGGGAAGACGGCCGUCUUGUCAUUGAAUUCAAAACUCAUGCAAAAUUCAGAGGUCAGUUUGUGAUGGAGCACCACACCCUGCCUGGACAGAAGUCUCAGCUGAUGGCCCCUGACCACCUGGGAGGUAUUGAGUUUGACCUACAGUUGCUGUGGAGCGCCCAGUCCUUCGAUUCCCCGUAUCAGCUGUGGAGGGCAACCAGUUCUUACAGCAGGAAGGACUACUCAGGGGAGUACUCAGUCGUCAUCAUCCCCUGUACUGUACAGCCCACUCAGCCAUGGAUCGACCCUGGAGACAAGCCUCUGGCCUGCACAGCGCAUGCCCCAGAGAAGUUCCUGGUCCCCAUUGCAUUCCAGCAGACAAACCGCCCAGUUCCAGUUGUCUAUUCUUUAAACACAGAGUUCCAGCUGUGUAACAACGAGAAGAUCUUCAUGAUGGACCCAGCCACAGCAGAAAUGUCCAUGACUGAAAUGGAUUACAAAGGAGCUUUCUCUAUGGGUCAGACCCUCUAUGGCCGUGUUCUCUGGAAUCCUGAACAGAACCUGAACUCUGCCUACAAGCUGCAGCUAGAGAAGGUGUAUCUGUGCACUGGCAAAGACGGAUACGUGCCUUUCUUCGACCCCACUGGCACUCUUUAUAACGAGGGCCCACAGUACGGCUGUAUUCAGCCCAACAAGCACCUGAAACACAGGUUCCUCAUACUGGAUCGAAACCAGCCUGAGGUUUGUGACCGGUACUUCCAUGACGUUCCCUUCGAUGCUAACUUCGCCUCUGACCUGACCGAUCUCCACUCCAUGACUGAGAUGCCUGGAGUGGACGGCUUCACAAUGAAGGUUGAUGCUCUCUACAAGGUGGAGGCCGGCCAUCAGUGGUAUUUGCAAGUGAUCUACGUCAUCGGGCCCGAGUCGAUUUCGGGGCCCAGGAUUCAACGCUCGCUGACGUACCAGCUGAAACGCAGCCGGAGGGAUCUGGUGGACAAGAGCGGCCAACUCACCCUGGAUGAAUCGCUGAUCUACGACAACGAGGGGGAUCAGGUGAAGAACGGCACCAAUAUGAAGCCUCUGAGCUUGGAAGUGGAGGCCGCAGCCUCAGCCUCCCAAACAGGCAGCUCCAUUGGUGGUGCUGUUGCCGUGGUAACAGUGCUGUUCCUCAUCUUCCUGGCCUCUUGCUUCCUGUUCAAAAAAUGCCGGAGACAAGGGAAAAAGAAGAUGCCCGCCAAAAACCUGGCAGAGGAGUACCCUCUGAACACUAAAGUGGAAGUCUGCCUACGGAAUGUGGACCGACUGGAGAAGAACCUCAACAGCAAACACUGCACAGCGAGGAACGUCAAUAUACUGAAUAAAAAUGAGGCCUGCAAAGUGAAAGGGGUCAAGGUCAAGCAAGUAAAUCUAGAGGUCAAAGUUCAUAACAAUUUACAUGAUGGCACAGAAGUUUGAUUUUUUUUUUUUUACAUUUUUGUAAUCUUGUAUUUUUUUUUUAUUUGUAAUAAAACAAAUUGUAAUUCUUGUAUUUUUAUAUAAAUAUGGAAAAAGGGAAAAGUAGUGUAAGUGCUGGUCAGCUAUGCAGUGUUUUUCACUUCACAACUGAGCUACCUCAUCUAUGCUAUUGACCAUCGCCCGAUUCUUAUCUAGUUUUUUAAGAGCUGAUGCACUGAUUUUGCAUCUUGUCACACUCUAUAAUUACAAUCAAAACUUAAAUAAGGAAAAAUAAAACAAUUUGCAAACGAAAGUAUUUUUUGUGCCAUAAAAAUACAGCUUAUAAAUCAUGAGCUUUUUUUAUUCCAAACUUGUUCGUAACCAAACAAUGAAAAACAAAAAGUAUUUUAUAUUUUAUAGGCAUAUAAGUGUUACAUGAUCACGCAGUUAUCAUUAAGCCUUAUGAUCUUAGUGUUACAUAUUUUACACUAUAACGUAACACAACCACAAAAUAUAUUAAAUAAAACCGGUAGACCAGCACUUUGGGCAGUGACUUUGUUUAUAAAGAAAACAAUCUCCUGGUAGCUCAGGCACUCUUUGAUUAUGUUUAGCCUUGACUAUAUGUUUAAUUGCCUAUUGGUACGUAUUAUGUUUGAGACUGUACAGCGACUAUAUAACCACUAUAAUUUACACAAGUAUUAUGCACUCAAGGUGUAUGUAUGGAACUGGAUGAGCUGUGUACAUUUUAAAGUGCAAUUCCUUGAAGGAGGCAGGUUAGGUGAUCCAGGACAAACUGAGGUUCGUAUCAGGUGUUUAAAUGUGUGUUAAUGGUCAAGAGCGUAUAACAGGUGUCCAGAAAUGUUGGACAUAAUGGUAUAAAAGUCAAUUACAUAAUUUAAAAAAUGGGAGCUAGAUACAUAUACUGCUGCAUUCAAAUACUGUCAUUGCCUGAAUUCCUUGUUGUUUUUGUAAUUUUUUUUUAUUGCUAGCACAACCAUUGGCCAUUUGUAUCUUCUAUUUAACACCAUUGAAAAUAACAUAUCAAAAAUAUUUUUUAAUUGAUUAUGUCUAGCGGGUCAUUAGUUUAGACUACACUCUACUUAAUUUAAGAGCUAAACAAAGCAAUUUAAAUGCAAUAUAUAACAGAGGGAAUUCCAUUCUGAAUCAGAAAAAGGGGGUACUUUUUAAUCACUAACAAUGGCUGGCUAUUAAAAAAUAAAUCUGGCAUUUGCUUGUAGAAUCCUUUUUUUUCUUGCAAAGGAAUAUCAGUUCAUGAUCAUGGCUUUUUUAUAUAUACAUUUUUGGAUUAAUAUUAUACUGCUCAAUGCAGCUGCCAUUGUAGGUUGUCUUUCAGGACUCCACAUUGUUAUCUUGGAUUAUUUAAUAUUAUUAUUACCCAUGUAUAAUGUAUUAUGUGUUGUACUUUUUAUAUUUUCAUUAGUUAGUAUAAAACAUGAUCUUCAUGGUGUGUGCUAAAGUAUUAUGGUGCUGUGUGAGGAAUCAUAUUGGGAACUGUUGUUAUUAUUAUUAUUAUUAUUAUUAUUAUUUUUAUUAUUAUUAUUAUUAUUAUGUAUGUGAACCACUGGGACCCCAUUUUGAGGGGUGGUGCCAUAGCACUGAAUUUAUUUCUUUUUGUAUGAAACCAUCAGUGUCAUUAUUCAACUGCAACCGACCAUGCUAUUUACAGCAGUGAAUCCAGAAAUCACAAGAGCAGCUGACUGACUGACUGACUGACUGACUGACUGAAUGAAUGAUCCUCUGUGGUGCUGUCUUCUGUUCAUUUUAACAACAACAAAACAUGUCAUGUUGGCUUUUGAUUGUUGAAUUACUGAAUAUGUUUUUACUAAUAAAAGUCAUGUCACUUA
Messenger RNA from Acipenser ruthenus (sterlet), 14356 nucleotides. Its product is annotated as extracellular matrix organizing protein FRAS1-like. Gene Ontology annotation, molecular function: protein binding. The coding region runs from base 807 to 12512 and encodes 3901 amino acids. The transcript has 73 exons. Gene Ontology annotation, biological process: cell communication. Gene Ontology annotation, cellular component: membrane. Lineage: Eukaryota; Metazoa; Chordata; Actinopteri; Acipenseriformes; Acipenseridae. The record is from RefSeq and is a predicted model, not a curated record.